Messenger RNA from Phytophthora infestans T30-4, 666 nucleotides. Its product is annotated as secreted RxLR effector peptide protein, putative. Bases 1 to 666 code for a protein of 221 amino acids. NCBI's taxonomy places the organism in Eukaryota, Oomycota, Peronosporomycetes, Peronosporales, Peronosporaceae. The record is from RefSeq and is a predicted model, not a curated record. The transcript has a single exon.
AUGCGCGUGUACUUCGCCCUUCUGGCCGUAUUCGCGAGUGCCUUGGUGAUUGAAUCGGACGGUAAGGCGAUCACCAGCAUCCAGUUGAAGAGAACCGAGAAGCGGCUCCUAAGAAGGUACGGUAUGGGUGACACGGACAUUACGGAAAAUACUAAGGACGAAGAGCGUGCGGGUAAUGUUAGUCCGAGCUUCUUCCAAAGACUCAACAACGCGGACGAGAUCGUGGGUGCUUUAAAGAACCAAGAUAAUUUGAUCGCACAGUUGGCGAAAGAUGAAGAAACAGCGAAGGCCAUCGUUCUCAAGCUAUCGGCAAACGGGAAGAUAAUGGAAAACAUGCCGCUCAUCCUACAAAUUAACAAGGCCAGAACAUCGGUUAGUUAUAACCAAAAGCUGACGAAUUGGCUUGACACGAAGACUUUGGACGAUAUUCAAUCGGCAAUGAAAGAUUCGGACAUGAAUCUUGCGACGCGUCGAUUCACGGAAUGGUACAGCAUCGGGGAAACCCCAGAUGAAUUCAGUGCGGCAAUCGCGCUAGUAAAAAAUGAAAACAAGCGAAAGGGAUUCGCCGCGCUAGAGUUUCACUACAAAAUGUUCGUCCAAAUGAGCGAUAAAAAAGCUGCUGAUGCUGCCACCAAAAAGGCAGCAGAGGCGGCGGCUGCUGCUUAG